GAUCGAUCGAAGAGUCCCUCCAGCCCACUCCCACGAGGUCGACUGACUCCCUCUCCUUUCUUGCUGCCUCCCCUCUCCUCCAGCGCUCCCCCUCCCCCUUCCUUGGGCAUCACCUUUUUCCUUUGUUCUUCGCAUUAGUCUGCCGUAGCCGGCUGACUCCUCCGGCUGCCGCGGGAUUUGCCUCGUUGCCCUGUUGACAAAGCACGGUUCAGGUCGCCCCUCCAACGCUACUUGCUCACUAUCUCAAGUCCUCCCCGAGGACUACUCGAGCUGCAGCACCACCCUUCACCAUGGACUCCAUGCGAUCCCUCAACACCUCAUUGCCCAAGUCGACGCCUCGUCCGCAACCCCCCGAGCAACUUCUGCAGUCGUUCAAAGCUGCUGCUCUGUCCGUCACCAACCUUUACAAGAAUGCCGUCUUCGAGCAGUCCCAGGCCAAGCAAGCCGGCUACCAAGAAGCAAUUGAGGAUCUACUGCACUUUCUAGACCGGGAGAACCUCGGUCUGGGAGACGGGGAAGGCUGGGCGGUUCGACAAUGGGCCACGGAACGGAGUGAUGGCACCGGCCCCCCCAGCGAUGACGACGAGGGAGAAAAGCACGCCCGAGGCACAACCCCCACGCCUGCCCGGAAGGCACAGCCAGAGCCAGAGCCUGCCCGGCAACCAUCUAAGCCGGCCUCCCCUGCGACGGACGAGCAGGCUGCCACACCGCAGCAACAGCAUCCUGUGUCCUCGUCACCCGUCCCCGAACCCAAUGCCUUCGAUCGACCCACUAUAUUCACCUUCACCUCCGGGCCAACGUUCCCGCAAAUAUCCGAACAAGACAUGGACAUGCAGCCCUCCGACAACUCGACUCCUGCAUCCCAAGACGGUGCGCCGGUCAGCGUCUCCGUGUUGCCACGGAACUCGCGGCAACAGCACCGUCACAACAACUUCUCGCGAACGAACACCCGACCGUCUGCGCGGGAACCGUCCGUCGGAAUCGGCUCGAAGCGCAAGCUAGCCGUGCCGGAUUUCUUCGACCUCUCCGGCCUCGGGAAUCGAGACAUGUUUGGCGGCGGCAAACGAGGCCGCUUCACCUAGAGAAUAUGACAUCUCGACGAUUAGACGAGCAUAAUAUUCUUACGGUCACGCAGCGGUCGAUUGCAUUUUGAUUUCGUGGUUUUUCCUUCGGUGCAUUAGUGGGAGUAUUGCAUGUGGUCCUGUUCCGGGCCAGGGGUUCCAUUUUCCUCCUACCUAUCAUAUUCUCCUUAUGCUGUGUUUUAUAUUUUCUUGUCCAGUCCUCAUUCUUCCAUUUUUUUUCUAUUUUUUUUACUUAUCCUUAUAUCCCUUGGUCACAUAACAUUCAAUCUAUAGAGGUUACCAGAUAUGGCGAUACCCGGCGAGGCGGCGGUCUGUGAGAUUAAUGGUGCUAUUUUAUAUACUGGUCUGGUGUGUAUAUGAGUUAUCAACAGUUGAAGCGACGCUUCGGCAUGCAUUCCGU
Molecule: messenger RNA, 1482 nt
Organism: Aspergillus heteromorphus CBS 117.55
Lineage: Eukaryota; Fungi; Ascomycota; Eurotiomycetes; Eurotiales; Aspergillaceae
Exons: 1
Coding region: 291-1082 (263 amino acids)
Source: RefSeq, a predicted model, not a curated record